AUGAAUGAAACUAAUAUAGCAUCGAUUGUCUUUGGUAUUGUAGCUGGUUUUUAUAGUACUGUCUUUUUACUUUUUCUAUCGGAUGUUGUUCAUUUAAAUAAAGAAGUGAUGAAAAUGAAAUAUGAAUUAGACGAUAUUAAAAAUCAAACUAUUAUGUUUAAUCGUUCAUUUCUAAUUGAUUCACCAAAAAAUAUUUUAUCAUCAAAAAAAACUAUUUCAGGAAAAAUAUGUUUUUCAUAUAAUGAACAACGUCAAAUACUUGAAUAUAUUAAUUUUAUAUGUAAUAUGGCUAUACUUCUAUUUGGUAGUUAUUCAAUAUAUAUACAUGGUAUUGGAACACAUCAUGGUCUUGCUUAUCGUUUAAUUUUUUUUGUAUUUAAGUUAUGUACUAUAGUUUUAUCAGUUUGGCUCAAUCUUUAUUUUGAAAAAGGUUUACCAAGUGAUAUAUUUUUGUAUAUAUGGAUUGAUGUUAAUUGUGUUGCAUCAGUAUAUCAUAGUUUGUAUCAAAUAAUGUAA
Molecule: messenger RNA, 516 nt
Organism: Adineta steineri
Lineage: Eukaryota; Metazoa; Rotifera; Eurotatoria; Adinetida; Adinetidae
Source: the annotation of a GenBank genome assembly